Phyllopteryx taeniolatus (common seadragon) is the source of this 2415-nucleotide messenger RNA. RefSeq names its product cell growth regulator with ring finger domain 1 (gene cgrrf1). Gene Ontology annotation, biological process: negative regulation of cell growth. The transcript is spliced from 6 exons. NCBI's taxonomy places the organism in Eukaryota, Metazoa, Chordata, Actinopteri, Syngnathiformes, Syngnathidae. The record is from RefSeq and is a predicted model, not a curated record. Bases 175 to 1185 code for a protein of 336 amino acids.
CCCAUUACUCAGUAACAAUUAUUAUAGUAAUACGUUUAAUGUAAAUCUAUUUCGUGCGCAUUGUACGUCGAGAGCCACCGUAGUUUAAGCUUGCGCCUGUCAUGGCCGUCGAGAGUUGUCAUUUUGGAGUGUGUUUUUAGGAAUUACUUGGUUCCAUCGUAGAAUUGAUAGGAAAUGGCAGGAUGUUUCCUAGUCACAUUGUACGAGUACUCGCCACUCUUCUAUAUUAGCGUAGUUUCUUUGUGUUUCGUUGUUACAGCCGCCAUUGUCCUUGGCUGGUUUGGGUUUGAUGUCCCAGUGAUCUUGCGUGGCUCUGAUGACGCACAGUCCAUCCUACCAACUCCCGAAAAGAAAAUGGUUCAGGUGACUAAUCCUUUUUCCCUCGAGAUGGGUUCAGGAUUCGCAUCUGUUGCAGAUGGUGUGUGGUUGAAGCCAUGUUGUUUGGAGCCCUGCGUCUUGAGCUGCUUCUGGGGUUGUGAGGUCAGCGUCCUACAGCGAGCGUUGCAGGCCCACCAGGGUGGCUCCGGGUUCAGUACCCCCCAUCAUUUCCAAGACGCGUUGCACCACUUCUAUCAUCACUGCCAGACCUUCUUUAUCAGCAGUGAAGACAGAGAGGAACGCUAUACUCGUAUUCCGGCUGAUCAGGGACUCACAGAUUUUGGCCCAUUGCCAAGACAAUGCUAUCCUCUCGUGGCUGUGUUGACCUUGGUGGAACAAGAAGCCCGAGACGCUUACAACAUUGUGGCCAGCGUCAGCGUUAUUCAUGUACCUGAUAAUAAACACAACCUGUCUGCAAGGAUCCUCUUCCAGUACCUUCUCACCUCACAAGGGAACAUGUACGAGUUAAAGGCUCUCUUCAUGUCAGCGAACGGUAGUGGAGAAUCUGAUCAUCCUGAUACUGACCCAGUUACCGGUCCCAGUGAGCCCGAGUGUGAGGAGGAAGAGGACCAACAGGUGGCAGCAGUUGUAGAGGGUGAUGAGGAAGAUGAUCAAUGCUGGUCCGAGGGGCAGGGCAGAGACUGCGUGGUGUGUCAGAAUGCAGCCGUCAACCGGGUUUUGCUGCCCUGCAGACACGCUUGUGUUUGUGACAGUUGUGUGGCUCACUUCCAACACUGCCCCAUAUGUAGGGCUUUCAUCCAGGAGUCCUUUGUGCUGACUCUUGGUCCAGCUGCAUCUGAACAAUGACGCCAUUGGGCCAGUAACAGUUAGCCAACCCCACAGGAAUCUGUGUCACACUAUUAAGAGUAAUAUUGGAAUUAUUUUAUACCAUUUAGGUAUUGGUUUUCUAUGAAGAACAUGCUGCUGCUCUGGCUUCAUUGAGUUUUUAAUUUGAUUUCCCUGUUUUCACCUUUCCCUGUUGAAUCUUACAACACAGAAGGCAUGUGUGACAUUAGCAUCUUAAGCAACAUUCAAAUGAUGUGACUCAAGGCUGUAAUAAUUUAUAUGAUAAAACUGUACUUUUCCCACUGAGAAAGGGUUUCAGUUUAUUGGGUGUGUAUCGAGACAAGUUUUCCAAUUUGUGAAGAAUGUAAAUAUUUUGUGCUGGAGUUUAUGCUCCUGUUGUUUUCGUUGAAGGUGCAAAAUGAGGUGUGAAGGAUUGUGUCAGCCCUGGGACUGACUACUGGCUGGCGUACACUUGUCACUUAGCUGAGAUAGGCUCCAGUUUCCCAGUGUUCCUGAAGCGCUACAAAAGAAAAAUGUCUCCUCCUUAUGAAUAUAUGAACAGUAUGAUGCAUGUUCAUUUUAGAACUUCACACUAUUAACCACAGUCAAACCUUAUUUGACUGGAUGGUAUUGUUUUCCUUUUAUUAAUUCUAGGUUGGGCGGCACGGUGGGCGACCGGUUAGAGCGUCAGCCUCACAGUUCUGAGGACCGGGGUUCAAUCCCCGGCCCCGCCUGUGUGGAGUUUGCAUGUUCUCCGCGUGCCUGCGUGGCUCACAUCCCAAAGACAUGCGUGGUAGGUUCACUGACAACUCUAAAUUGCCCGUAGGUGUGAAUGGUUGUUUGUUUGUAUGUGCCCUGCGAUUGGCUGGCAACCAGUUCAGGGCGUACCCCGCCUCCUGCCCGAUGACCCGCGUGAGGAGAAGCGGCUCAGAAAAUGGAUGGCUAAUUCUAGGUUGAAUAUCAAUGGUUGCUGGUUGAUUCAUUACGUUGACAUUGGUGAUCAGGUCUCCUGAUCAUGAAUGAUUAGAUUGACAAGAUUACUGUUACAAUCAUUGACAGCUGUUAAAUUCAAAUAUCCAUGUUAAUAUGGAGGACUGGUAGUGAAUGAGGUAAAACGUGUGUUGUAUGCACUGUAGUUGAAAACCAAUUUGUACUGAAAACUGGUUAGAGUACGUUUAAACCGUUUCAAAUAAAUCCUGUCACAUGAUUAUAAAAGAAAAUGUAUUGAAAAUAAAAGAGCUUUAAAGAGAA